This is a messenger RNA of Oncorhynchus tshawytscha (Chinook salmon), 2370 nucleotides long. Its product is annotated as PILR alpha-associated neural protein. NCBI's taxonomy places the organism in Eukaryota, Metazoa, Chordata, Actinopteri, Salmoniformes, Salmonidae. The transcript is spliced from 6 exons. The record is from RefSeq and is a predicted model, not a curated record. Gene Ontology annotation, biological process: regulation of immune response. Gene Ontology annotation, cellular component: membrane. Bases 100 to 771 code for a protein of 223 amino acids.
UAUCUCCCCCUUUCUCACUGUCUCGCUCAUUCCCUCUCUCUUCAGCCAGAGAGAGAGAGGUGAUCGGAGGAUUGGGGGCUCAGUGAACAGAACAAAGCGAUGGAGAGAUGCUCCAUCUCUCCUGUCAAACGACUGAUCACCCUCCGCUGCCUUUUCUUCCUCCUGGUUGCCGUGGUGACGCGACCCUCAACCUGUAACCGUGACGAUGAGGGCGAGGGGCAGGUGGAGGCCCUCUCGGCCCAGCUGUCCGUCCCAGAACAGGUCACACCCACCCCUAUUUGGUCCGUGGACUGGGGCCCCACACUAUCCCUGGAGGACGAGACGCAUCACAUCCUGUCCAGCCAGGAAGCGGAUCUGCACCACCACGGCCAUGAAGUCCCCACGACAACCGCCGAGGCCUGGCCGCAUCAUCAGAGUGCACCGGGCAGUGCUUUGCCCCAGGAGCCCCUGGACCUUCUGGAGGCCCCAGAUGCAGAGGGAGUGGAGGAUGGAGGAAGUGAGCCGGAGGAGAGAGAGCCUGAGGAAGUGGACCCUCAGUUCUACGUCACAGUGACCAUCUCCUCUCUGCUCAUCCUGACUGCUGUCAUCAUAACGGUCAAACUCUGUUAUGACCGCAGCUGUUCCCAGCACCCACCCCCGCUUUCCCGUGGCGUGGCCCCCCCUCUCUCUCUCGCCCUCCCUCGUUCCCUGGCUCUGGAGGACAGCCGGCAGACACUGCACGGCACUCCCUCCUUUACCGACAGGGAGAGGAUUCCCGUGGUGAACCUCUAAGGCGAACGUUUCUGAUUUGAUACACAUUCCUACGGGAUGCGAUGGGAUGCGACGGAGAACACUGCCAGAGGGUGUGGCCCGCCGUGGUCUUCGACUUAUCUUUGACUGUGAAAAUGAAAAUCAGGGACCCAGGUAUCCAGCCAUGGCAAAACCUCUUUUUCCCUCCAUCCCUUCCUCCCGAAGGAGAAAAGCCCGAUCUCAUCCCUUCCUCCCGAGGGAGAAAAGCCCGAUCUCAUCCCUUCCUCCCGAGGGAGAAAAGCCCGAUCUCAUCCCUUCCUCCCGAGGGAGAAAAGCCCGAUCUCAUCCCUUCCUUCCUUCCUGCUGCCAUCCUCCUACGCCUCUUUUCUCCACUUUUCUAUGGAUCUGUGUCACUGUAGACUGACCAAACCUUCUGCUCUGUUUUAUAUUCCAGUUGUCUGUACUGCCCCAGGCUGUAGCAGCAACAUACGUACAGGUCCCUCCGCUUGAUCCGCUUUGACUAAUUCACAAGCAAACAGUGUUAGAUAUCAAUAGAACAUUUUAGUCCCGCCGGUGCCAAAACCGCAUAGCUAUAUGGGGCUGUUUGGAAUAUUUCAUACAGCUAUCUUGUGUAGCUGAACAUUAAACUAUGAUGAAAUAGUGGACUUGGUUAUUGAAACUUAGUUGAAAGUGCAAUAUGUGUGUUAUCUGAAACAUAGGUGUUCAGCUAGCUGGUGAAUGGUUAAAACAAUCCCUGUUUCCUAGGACUGAAGGGGGUAUUUCACAAAGCUGGUAUGGCAAUGUUGUCGCCAGCCGCCAAUGUACUUAACGCGACAUGGUCCAAAAAUCGCUGUUUACUCCCGCUUUGGAAUGCAAAUAGGCCCACUGCAGAUUCCACAUUCCCAAUGUGUUUUCUGGGUGUUUUUUACUCCGUAAACUAUAUUCUUUGUUUGUUCCUUUUAUUUUCUUGCCUCUUUGCCGCCUCUGUUGUGCAUUUGUGAGUGUGUUAUCUUGUCUCUGGAGCAUGGGGAUGGGCAGGGUUUAUAUAUUACUACUCUAUAUAGGGUUGGGAAAUUCUUUCUUUUUCACAAAAUUCCCAGGUUUUCCAGACAUCCCGGUUGGAAGAUUCCUGGAAUUAGGAGGGAAGGAAAUACAGGAAUUUUCCAACUGGGAUUUCUGGAAAACCAUGGAAUUUGGGGGGGGGAAACGUUAUCCUUGUUGUGUAUGAAAAUAGUGGUGCAAACAAUGUACAAUACAUGUUUGCAUAUAUCGCAAUCAGUACAAUCAAACGAUACAUGUGGUACAAUCAAUGUGGUGUCAGGUAAACAUAAUGGGUAUAAAUGAUACAGUCCAGAAGUAAUGAGCCAUUUUACCAUCAUCUGUUGUUUCUGCUCCGACUUCAAAGCUUAAACGAGUGUUUACUGUCGGAUCUUAGGGUAAUGUACCUGUCCAACUCGACCACCAGCUUUGAGAAAUGACCCUCUGGACUUCCACUACACUAGUACACAUAGUGUUGUAACGUCAUAGGUGACUUGUGUCGUUCUGCAUUCUAGUGUUUCCUCGGUUCUCAGUAGCAUUCCUGUAGACGUGUGGCUCCACUGUACGAUGGAACAACAAUAAAAACUCAACACUGGUGUUUUA